Molecule: messenger RNA, 1379 nt
Organism: Hippocampus comes (tiger tail seahorse)
Lineage: Eukaryota; Metazoa; Chordata; Actinopteri; Syngnathiformes; Syngnathidae
Gene: sspn
Product: sarcospan (Kras oncogene-associated gene)
Exons: 3
Coding region: 142-804 (220 amino acids)
Cellular component (GO): dystrophin-associated glycoprotein complex; sarcolemma
Source: RefSeq, a predicted model, not a curated record
GCUAUGGUGAGAUGAGGCCUGGGCAGGGAGGGGAAUAAGAGGUGGGGGCGGGAGGCCGACGGCGAGCGGGCAGCCAAGCUCGGCCGUUUUCAAACAGUGCCGAAAAAAGUGGUGAGGACUGAGAGGUACAGAUUGUGAGACAUGGGCAAGAAAGGUUCCUCAGAGCACAGGGAUGGCGGAAAGAGGAAAGAAGAGAGUGCAGCGGCGGACGACGACCGCAAGUGCAGAGUGUGCCGCUUCCCUCUGCUUGUGGCUCUGUCGCAGCUGCUCCUGGGGGUAGCCGUCACAGUGGUGGCCUUUCUCAUGCUGGCCAUCAGCCCUUCACUCCUGGCCAGAGAGACGCCACAUUGGGCUGGGAUCAUUCUCUGUUUGGUUGCCAUUGUGGGAUUCAUCCUGUACUGUGUCACCUAUCACCCAGAUGAGCGCUCAACAGUGCAGUUCAUUGUCAAGCUCCUGUACUUUACCUUGUGUGUCCUCGGCCUGGUCAUAUCCACAUUGGUUAUGGCUUUUGCCGGAUACCACCAUGCGCAGAUCAGCAGCUUCAGCUGCCUGCCCACCGCCGAGGCCUGCGUGUGCACGUUGGACCCCCGUGACCCCAUAGCUCGCACUUUCACCUACGAGGGCGUCCGCGACUGCCAGGACAUCACCGAGACGCUCGCGCUCUACCAUUUGCUCCAGAUUGUGCUGAACCUGGCCCAGGCCUUCUUCUGCGCUGUGGGCGCUUUCAUCAUGUGGAAGCACCGCUACCAAGUCUUCUUCUCCGGCCUUCAAAUCGGAUCUUUCCAGCGGUGGAACAAGGCUUAACAGGAUGACUCAGUAGAUCACAGGGGACACGCCAACUUUGGCUCUUUAGCGUGAUGUCUUGCCCAUCUCGUCUGGUAAUUGUGUGAUGUAUAAAAUGCAUUUUUGUACCACUUUUGUAUGUCGCAACUGGUGAGCAGGGUCAUUUGCUUCAGAAUUGUCAUCAGAUUAUACAGGCAUUUUGUAAGAGAUUUCAACCUCUGAAUUAUUCCAUCGCAAGCAAGUAUGUGCUCUAAAUGUGUUUGUAUUGCAGAGCGUAAUGCACAAGAUGAAAAUGGCAUGUUAUAUGCUCAACCUUGUGGAAAAAAAAUCACUUUUGGUGUUGACUUUCUUAGAUUUCAUUGCCAGCCUCCCUAGUAUAUAGCGAACAGACUAUUUUUAUGUUCUGGUGAAAGUCUUUCCAUUCUCUGCAAACCAAGGCAAAACCGUGCAUGAAAAUCAGUGUCUUGCUUUUAAUUUAUUGUUUUGCAGCCCAAGAGUCACAUUACUUCAUUUUCAGUGGCAUGUGGUUCAUUCUUUAUGUGUAAGAUGUUGAAGUGUUGAAGCAAACGACAAAAGUAAAAAAAAUACUUCCCCCA